AUGUAUCAUCUCAUAGGAAUUUCAUUUACAAUUGGAUUUAUUAUCAUAAUAUUAACAAUUAUUUUGAACAUCAAGAAUGGUGAAAAUGUAAUCAAUUCAUAAGUGAAGUUAUUAUAAGCCAAAGACAAUCGGAUUAAGUAAAUAAAUGAAAUAUUUACCUAAAUAAAAUUCAUAAAAAUAAAUGCUUUAGAAGAAUACUUUUUAUCAAAAGUCUUUAAUUUACGAUAGAUUGAAAUUGGAUGUUUGAAAGAUAGAUUAUUUUAUUCUGCAAUCAUAAUAUUUUCAGGUUGGUUGGCACCUUAAAUUAUUCUCAGUUCUACAUUUGGUGUAUACAUAUACUUAGGAAAUAUCAUGAACCCCUCAAUAAUAUUUUCAAUUAUCAGUUUAUUUCAGAUCCUAUAAAUUACAAUCUAACAAUUACCAAUUUCAAUCACUGCAUUACUAGAAACAAAGUUAUGUCUAAAUAGAAUCUAAUAAUUCCUGACUUCUUAAGAGAUUAUGACAUAGUGUAUAAAUUAUAAGGAGUUCAGGGAUAGUGCAAUUGCUAUAUCUGUAAACAAUGGGAAUUUCUAUUGGAAUAGAAGUUAAGUUGAAAAAUCAGAGUUAAUUUUGAAGGAUAUUGAUAUGUUGAUUACUCCAGGAUAACUAGUUUCAAUUAUUGGAGAUGUUGGUUCAGGCAAAACAUCAUUUGUAUAAUGUUUAUUAGGAGAAAUGCUUUACAAGGAAGGUCCUAAAGUGCAGCUCUAUGGUUAAAUUGCUUAUGUGAGUUAAAAAGCAUGGAUCUAAAAUGCUACUGUUAGGGAUAAUAUUUUAUUUGGUAAACCUUAUCAUCAACAAAGUUAUGAGAGAGCCAUUCAUUUUUCCUGUCUCAAACAAGAUAUGGAAAUAUUAGUGAAUGGUGACUAAACUAUAAUAGGGGAGAAAGGAAUUAAUGUAAGUGGGGGACAAAAAGCAAGAAUAAGUUUAGCAAGAGCUAUUUACAGUGAGGCUAGUAUAUACUUACUGGAUGAUCCAUUAAGUGCAGUUGAUUCUCAUGUUGGUAAUUUUUUGAUGAAGGAAUGCAUUGUAAAUUAUUUGUAGAAUACAACUAGAAUAUUAAUAACACACUCCUUAAACUAUUGUAAGUAUGCUGAUUACAUUUAUUUAUUUGAUAAUGGCUAAAUAGUUGAAAAAGGCGUAUAUUCGGAUAUACAGUAGAGUAGAAGAUUUCAAAAUAUAGCUGAAAAGUGUAAUAUGGUUGAAGAGGUUAAUGAAAACAAUGUAUAGAUCUAAAAGACAUAAGAAGACACACAAUUCACCACAAAAGAAAAUAAGAUCAAUCCAAAUGAUAAUAUUAUUAUGGCAGAAGAAAGACAUAAGGGUGAAAUUAGACUCAGUGUCUUUAAUUAAUAUUUUGAAUACGGAGGAGGUUACUGCAAUUUUAUUUUAGUUUUGAUAAUAAUGAUGUUUUGGAUUUUGACUUACUUGGGUUCCAGUCUGUGGUUGUCAGAAUGGACUCUUUAGACUUAUGAUUUAAGUAACUACUUUUAUUUACUGAUCUACUUUAUAUUUGGAUGUCUACAAGCAAUAUUAGCAUUCAUAAGAGCAUUGACAAUUAUUAGAUAAAGUAUUAAGUCAUCAUCAAAGAUACAUGAUGAAAUGAUGAAUUGUUUGAUGUAUGCACCUUAAUGUUCAUUUUUUGAAAGAGUGCCAUUGGGAAGAAUUAUGAAUAGAUUAACCAAGGAUAUCAAUUAACUCGAUACAGAAAUAUAUAUGAAUAUCAGUUGGUUAUAUACUAAAGUGAGUUAAUUGGCCAGUCAUAUAUUCCUUAAUGUUUACGCAAGCACAUAUCUUAUGUUGUUUCCUAUCUCAAUUUUUUUUGGAAUUUGUAUGAAAAUAUAAAGAGUCUACACAAAAGCUAGUAGAGAAUUGUAAAGAUUGGAAUUAAUGAGUAAGAGUCCUAUUUUAAGUUAUUUUUCUGAAACUCUCACUGGGCUGACAACAAUCAGAUCUUAUUAAUAAGUUGAUAGCUUUAUUAAGACUUUUGCAUAGAAAUUAGAUGAGAAUAGAAAGAUUGUGGAAGCUCAAGUGAUUGCAAAUGCUUGGUUUACUUAGAUAUUGGGUUUGACCAGUUUGAUUGUUAAUAUGUCAGCAAUAGUUUACUGUAUUUUAUACACAAAUAAUCCAGCAUUGGCAGGUUUAGUUAUGACAUAUGCAGCAAAUAUUGACAUGAAUAUUUAGUAGACCAUUGAAUCUAUAAGUUCAUUAGAAAAUGAUAUGAUAUCCUUUGAGAGAUGUCAGUCAUUCACGACAAUUGAAAAAGAAAAUAGAAAUGAGAAGAAAAUAACAUUACAGAAUUGGCCAUGCUCCGGAGCAGUCGAAUUCAAAAGCUUAAGUGUUCAAUAUAGAUAAAAUUUACCAUUUGCUUUGAAUAAGAUAUCUUUCAAAAUCAAUCCGAUGGAUAAGAUUGGUAUUGUAGGUCGUACUGGGGCAGGCAAAUCUACUAUCACAAUGAGCAUUCUCAGAUUAUUAGAUAGGGCAGAGGGAUAAAUCUUAAUUGACGAUAUUGACACAUAAAACAUAUCUUUAAAACAAUUAAGAGAGUCAAUUACAAGCAUUAUCUAAGAUGCAGUUAUUUUUAAUGGAACAAUUCGUGAUAACUUAGAUCCAUUAAAUAAGUGCUCUGAUGAUGAAAUAAGAUAAGUGCUAUUGGAUUGUUGUCUGGAUAAAUUGGCUGAUAAUAGGAAUGGAUUGAAUUCAAAUUUAUAUGAAGGUGGUGAUAAUUUAAGUGCUGGUGAAAAGCAACUCUUAUGCAUAGCUAGAGCAAUACUCAAAAAAAGCAAGAUUAUUCUUAUUGAUGAAGCCACAGCCAAUAUUGAUGUAGAUACCGAACAUAAAAUACAAGAAACAAUCUCAAAAGCAUUUAAGAAUUGCACUGUCAUUACCAUUGCUCACAGAAUUAAUACUAUACUUAAUUGUGACAAGUAACUCAUUUUUAUAUAUCCUAGAAUCAUUGUCAUAAAUAAAGGGCAAGUAUAAGAAUAUGGUUAAACAAAAGAUUUGUUGAAAAACGAAUAAUCAACUUUCUACUCAAUUUAUUCAGAAUCUUAAUUAAAUAAUACAAAAAAAUGA
Molecule: messenger RNA, 3111 nt
Organism: Paramecium octaurelia
Lineage: Eukaryota; Ciliophora; Oligohymenophorea; Peniculida; Parameciidae
Source: the annotation of a GenBank genome assembly